This is a messenger RNA of Notolabrus celidotus (New Zealand spotty), 8134 nucleotides long. Its product is annotated as nucleus accumbens-associated protein 2. The transcript has 7 exons. The record is from RefSeq and is a predicted model, not a curated record. Gene Ontology annotation, molecular function: DNA-binding transcription factor activity, RNA polymerase II-specific; protein binding; RNA polymerase II cis-regulatory region sequence-specific DNA binding. Gene Ontology annotation, biological process: regulation of transcription by RNA polymerase II. Lineage: Eukaryota; Metazoa; Chordata; Actinopteri; Labriformes; Labridae. The coding region runs from base 1213 to 2997 and encodes 594 amino acids.
GGCCAAAGGCCUAAAAAAUAGCUUUAAAUCAAAGUAUUACAAGGAAGCUAUAUGCUUCAUUGCCUUGAAGUUUAAUAUUUUAUAAGUCAUGGAUUGGUAUACAUUUUCUAACUCUGUUCUAAGGUAUGGUUAUGAGUAUAAAAUAUGUCAAUAAACUGUGGGUGAUAAACUGUUGUGGAUAUGUAGGAAGGAGAAUGAAUCAUGCGAUGGAAAUAACAUACCAGGUGGUAAAAUAUCUUAAAAUACUAAUGUAUAAAAUGUAUAUAAGAGUGAUAUGUAAUGUUGUAUCCUACGUGCAUUGCCUUUGUAAGAUAUAAAGGAAGAAAAGUCUGCCAUUGUUGAGUACAGUAGCAGUGAUUUAGCCCAGUGAGCCGUGGCACUGUGGGAUUGCACGCCUGCUGCAGUAAAGAAAAGUUGACUUGAGGUCACACCGCCAGCAGUUGGCGCUUAUAAUUUAGCAGAGCAGCACACAUGCGCAUCAUGUAGCCUGAGCUGUCAUCACAGAAGGACACGUGAGGUAACCACACAUGUAAAUGCGCUUUAGGAGCACAACAGGGCACCCCCGGCUUAUUUGCGGCUCCCAAUGUGCCCUCCCCAUGUGUUGUCUUCCCCGAAUAUUCACACACUGUUAGCAGCAGAAAGCUAACUCUGCUCUGUUCCACCUCCACGUACAAUAGUCUGCACCUUUAAGCCCGUGAGUGCACCGGGUUCAUGUGUCCGUAAAGGCGCACGAUAUGAGCGAAUGGUGCUGUGAGCGCAGGCUACAGCAGGACAGUGUACCUACAGUAACCUGGCGGGUCCACCAAAAAAAUGUCUGUGUCUUUAAAAAGAAGUCUUUACCGAGCGGGGCAUGAUGUCAGGCUGCUUACAGUCCGUAUACUGUUCAUGUGAGCGGCGUUCACUUCCUGCACAGGGACAGACAGAAGCGGGCAGGGAGAGAAAGAGAGAGUGGGAUAGAGAGAUGGGGGACGAAGAAGAGUGAUAGAGUAGAGAGUGAGCCAGCGGACGAGGGGGAACUGGGCCUGCUGCUUCUUCUUUUCUUCUUUUUUGCGCAAACUUUACGCAAAAGGUUACCCGGAGAGCAAACCUGCCACAUCUGCGCCAGCUGACAACCCGCAGUUUAUGGACCAGCGACAUAUCGGAUGCCUCUCUCAGCGGCGGAGUCUGCAGUAAAUAUCUGAAACCACAUCUUCAGCUUCCUCUGCAGCCAACAUGUCCCAGCUGCUCCACGUGGAGAUCCCAAACUUUGGAGCCACCGUUCUGGGCUCCCUUAAUGAGCAGCGCCUCCUGGGACACUACUGCGAUGUCUCUAUCCUCGUCAAAGGCCAGGCGUUCAAAGCCCACCGGGCUGUUUUGGCUGCCAGCAGUCUUUACUUCCGUGACCUCUUCAGCAGCUCCACCAAAUCCGAGUUUGAGCUGCCUUCCUCAGUCACACCUGUUUGCUUUGAGCAGAUCCUCACUUUCUGCUACACAGGGAAGCUAACAAUGGCAGCUAGUGAACAGCUGGUGGUGAUGUACACAGCUGGCUACCUCCAGAUUCAGCAUAUAGUUGAAAGAGGCAUGGACCUAAUGUUCAAGGCGAACUCCCCGCACUGUGACUCGCAAACAGCCGGGAACUUAGAGGAGACAGGAUCUGAGCCGCAGAGUCCCUGUAACAAUGGGAACGGACUAGCAGUGGCGGCCCUAUUGGGGAAUCCAGGGUGGUCUCAGUCCCUAAUGCCACCACGGAAGAUCAAACUGGAAGGUGGCGACCCCAUGCCUCUGACAGUGCCCUCCACGCAAAGCAAGAUUUCAUCAGAAUUGGGGAGCCGCCUGUCGAGGGUGAGCUCGCUCUUCUACACGGCUGCAGGUGGGACCUCAAUCCCGGGCGUUCCUCCUUACCACCUCCAAGGGGCCGGCGGUGGUGGGGCCGGAGGAGGAGCAGAAAGGUCCAGUCCUGGAGCAUCCAGCCUGCCGACCACUGACAGUCCUACCUCCUACCAGAAUGAGGAUGAGGAGUUCGAAGAAGAGACCUACGAUGGGAUCACCGAGGAAGCCUACAGUCAUCUCUAUGGACGCUCAGCUAACCCCUACGGCAUCCAGGACAAGCCUGACAUAGCAGCAAUGCCCUUGGCCUUGGAGAACCGCAACUGUGUGCUGAUCCGCAGGGACCUGGUGGCUCUGCCUGCAAGCCUCAUCAGCCAGAUCGGCUACCGCUGCCACCCUAAACUGUACUCUGAGGGAGACCCUGGGGAGAAGCUGGAGCUAGUAGCUGGUACACAGGUGUUCAUGACUCGAGGCCAGCUGAUGAACUGUCAUCUAUGUGCUGGAAUCAAACACAAGGUCUUGCUCCGCCGCCUGCUAGCAACAUUCUUUGAUAGAAACACUUUAGCCAAUAGCUGUGGGACAGGGAUCCGUUCAUCUACCAGUGACCCCAGUAGGAAACCCCUGGACAGCAGGGUCCUCAACGCUGUCAAACUCUACUGUCAAAAUUUCAACCCUAACUUCAAGGAGAGUGAAAUGAAUGUGAUCGCCGCCGACAUGUGCACAAAUGCGAGGCGUGUGCGCAAGCGAUGGCUGCCCAAGAUCAAGUCUAUGCUGCCCGACGGCAUGGAGGUGUACCGCGCAGGAAUGGGCAUGGGUGCUGCUGCUGCUGUGGGUCUGGGCCUGGCGCUGGGUGCCCCUCAACAAGGGCUGCCCCUCCCUUUUGAGCACGACUUCAAGGCCUUAGAGCAAAGGUUGUAUCCAGAUCGCAAGGACCCUCUCAGGACUCAUCAAGCGCUGACGGAGGGCAGCCCCGGGUCCGGAGGAGCUGGAGGAGAAGCAGAAGGGGAAGGCGAAGGGGUGCCUCACGAGGAGCAGGAGGAAGACGAAGAUGAAGCAGGGUUGGAGGGGGUCGAAGGGUCACUUGGGGCGCCAUCUUUGAUCCCAGGAGCAGAGGUGGAGGGUUGUAGCGACAGGCCGCCUGAGCAGGAGGUGGAAAGUUUUGGACAAGGAAUGAGGGUGAAUGGACAGUGAAUGCCUCUCACAUUGUGAAAUCUGUUUAACACCGCUUUUCUUUUUGCUUGCUCUCUUACUCUUAACAUCUCGCCCACCACUCUGUCUUCUCCUCCGUGCUUCCUCAACAGCACAAAAAAAUCUGCGCUCCUAGAUCUUCCUAUACAGGAAUUUCUGUCACACGUGCAUGCGGACACGUGUGCUUGUGUACACACACACGCUGACAGAGAAAGUACAACACUGGCAGAAAAAGCAGACACAGGCAUGAUAUUCACACUAUGAGAAAACAACCCUCUCCGCUCCACCCUUUUCUCCGUAUAUUCUGUGUUUACUCAGUAUUUCUGCACCCACAGCCAUAUCACAAAGGCAUGAUAGUUGAACAAAUGGCUGCAUGAUUCAUCAUUUCAGUGCAAUACAAAAGCAGCAGCUGCUUCACUGGCAGUCUAUGGUGUGUGGUGUUAUGGUUUGUAAAGUGAUUCCUUUUUCUUGGGAAGCUGCAUCUGAAAAUAACCGCCAUGACGUUCGGAGAAGCAGAUCAGAGAAACACUUAGGGGGUAGCGGAUUUUGCAGUUUUCCACCUCUUUUUAUCCUAUUGUUGUAUGUUAAAUAUGUAGGACUAUCUAACAAAGAUCGCAUUAUUAUUAAAGGUCAAGCACUUCAUUAACACCCUUAAGGAGGAAACAUUUCUUUCCUGUUAAUAGAGCGUUUUUGUGGCAAAGAUUAGGGAAAGAUGUUUUCCCCGAAUCCUAAAUACUUCUCCACAAUCUAACAAAUUAUCUAUCACAUGAAGUUGUUUUUUCAUGCAUUUUAUACUCGCGACAAAUCGGAUUAAACUGUCACUGUGAUGCCUGUGUCUGCUUCAAACUGCUGUCCUUUAACUACCCAUAUGCGUACACUUACACACAAACAUGUGCGUACAUCUCUCUCCUUAGGAUACAAGCCUUUCAAUACCUGAACACAUGCGUUGAUCACACACAGUCUGAAAGUAUGAAUAGAACUAUUUAACUUUGAAAAAAAACCUUUACAAUCACUCAUCACCCUGUCUUGGAGAUACAAAGGAAGACAUGAGCAACAUAGUGCAUUAAACCCAAGCUUGCAUGCAUGACUGCAAACAGAGAAUUAAAGAAAACAAACGAAGCCACAGACCUGCAUCCAAAUAAGUAAACAGCUACUGCUGCUUCCAGUUAUGCCAUUUAAUACGCAAAAAAAAGACUUUUUCUGCCAUUUCUCACUGGGAUGUGACAACAGGAGUGACCUGGAUGUGACCCAGGAUUGACUGUUUUUGACAGUGGAAUUUAUUUUAUUUUUCAAAACAGAGCUGCCAAGUCACCGCAAGUUAAAUAGACUGAAUAUACGGUGUAGUAAGGAAGUGAAAGAGAGGCACUAUUUCUGCUAAAAGUGGUGGUGCGGUGAUGCUUCCAUCCUGUUUUUAUCCUCUUCUGUUUGUCGUUUUUUUUUCCCUGGGGUGGGUGAGUUAGGGUUAAGUUAUUGAAUAUGACGUAUAAGAGCAAUUUCUGCUGGCUUUUUGCAUUUGCACUCUAAAACAAAAUGCUCAAGAGUGUGAAACUAAGACAAAAUGUGACUGUACUAAAGACUGAAAAAUGUCCUCCACAUCACUGAUUAUUUAUUCGGUAUGGAGAAUGUGAGUUUGCAAAGGAGAAACCUGGUCUUUCAGACGGUAAAUGUUAACUUUUGGAAGGGGACGGGAGUUAGAGUGAGUCUUACAGGGACCUUAAACCUGUUUAUUUUCUAUGUUGAUAUCUGUUUAAUGCUCUCUGCCUUCUAUUGUCGCUCUUUGCAUUGAUUUUAGGAGAUACACUGUUGUAUGUUGUUUUUUUUCUGAUCAGUGUCUAAGCACAUUUAAUCUGAAUGAACCCUAGAAACACUUCAGAAGUGUUUGAAAAAAUCAAGUGAAUCUAUUGAAAGCAUAAGCUAACAACCGAGCAUAAAAAAAAAAACUGUUCAUGCCCAACUAAAUUUGACCUUUUGUUUAUGCUUCAGAGCUGUGCAACUUGAAAGUCUGGGUCAUGUGUUCUCUAUCAGAGAAGCUUUAAGAUGUCCCUGCACAAGAAACACAGGGUUAGAAAUGGCACUAGGUAACAAAAAAGACGUCUAUGGUAUCUUUUUCUUUCUUCGAAGAGACGUGGAAGAGUAAAACAGGGCUGUGAUGGAGUGGCUGAGGUGAUGAAUGAAUGUAAACUGUAGCACUGCGUUGAAUAGGGAUCCAAGUCUUGAUUGCAUAUAAAACUUUUUAUACAACCCUUUUUCCUGAAUUGUAUAUUCUAAAAAAAAAAAAAGGCCAUAAUAUGAAAUGGAUUGACUGUGAUUUUUUUCUUUUUUACUGAUGUGAACAAGUCUUCCAAUCUGGAAAACAACAGGGAGCAUUUCCCUGGUAUACAGAAAACUGAGCGAGAGUCUGUAUAUAUGUUUGUAUAUAUACUUAAAGAUCUGGAAAAUACCGUCUUUAUCUCCUUUUUAAUUUAUUUUGCUUGGAUUCCUAAAGUUGCUCUUUUGAAAACAGUACGUUGAAAACAGUACGUUUCUGGAGAUUUUUCUUGUUUUUUGUUUUUGGUGACUAAAGUUAAAGUCUUCCCGAAAUGCGUACGUAAAUAAUUUUGGAAUGUAGUUUUAACAAAAACAAGGCACUUAACUAUCAUUCUGUCACCCUAACUACUCAAACCUGUGAAGUUUGCUGUUAAACUGUGCAAAAAGUGCAACACUUAACUCUCUCUCUUUAUAUUUACUACACACUGAAUCUGCUCUUCGGGUUAAACUAAGAUUCAUUUCCAACAGGCAAAAUUUUGCAUGGUCAUCACUUUUACUCGAUAUAACAAUGACUCAAAAUAAAUGAAAGCAGUAAAAAAAAUAAAAACAUAACCUUGGUUGGAAACAUUGAGAUAUUCACCCAUUCCACUCUGGUGAUAAAAGGGUGUGGAGCAGUGCCUUAGACUGUGACUGUGUGGGUGUGGAUGUUGUGACGUGAACAUUAAUGUAUCUAUAAAGGUAAAAAUGCAGAAAUGACAGAUUUUUUUUUAACCUUAAGACAAAGCUAGAAUUCUAAAAAGUAAGUCUCCUAAACUUAAGCUGAUUUUAUUCCUUCAUUUUUAUGUAUUGUCAUCAUUCUUUAAGAAGAAAGUGGCUCCAACCAAUAUAGUCUACUUAAAGCCCCUGUGGGGAACUUUGAUUUUGGCGCCCCCUGUGGACAAAACGGUACCUCUUGCACCUGUCCUGACGUCGCCCUGUAUAUGUUGGUUGUGUUUUCUUUAAAAAAGGGUACAUCUAAAACAGCUUCCUCAAAACAGUUAAAUGCAUCUCUCACUGUGAAUACUCCCUGUUGAAAUAGUAGAAAAAAGGCUAUCUCUUCAGGGUGCUGUAAAAAAUCUCAUCUGAAAAACUGUUUGUAUUUUUAUUUGAAUGCUAGUGGUUACAGGCAUUAGAAAUUCAAAUAUAGAAAUAGUCUUGUCAUUAAUGAUCUCAAUAUCACUGUCAAUUUGAAACUGUUUCAACGCCAGUCAAAAACUUCCCACCAGGGCUUUAAUUGAUAACAUUUAGAGGCAUUCAACAGCCAUUAAAUUAAAUGGAUUCUUCAUAUUUUAAAAAGUUUUCCUCAGAAAUAAAAUUCCAUCUAUUCAUCUUAUUGAUGGAUUCUAAUUUGAGUACAGUGUGUCCACUGUUUGUCUGCCUUACUGCAAAAAAUGCCAACCAAAAAAAACCCAACCCAUCCUUAAAGUAAUAACUUCUCUUCUGCUUAGGACCUUUUUUUUUCUUGUGCAGGGUGAAUUUGAACAUAAACAAUGUUGCACUAAAACCAGAAAUUCUCUGAGAAUGUAAUGGCUAACCCUUUGGAACAAUGAGCCCUAAGUGGGGUGGUUGCGAGAAAGUAAUGUAUGAAAUUAAAUGUAUUUUUCCUGUAUCUCUGAAUUGAAAGCAGUGUCUCCUUCACAGCAAAUAGUCUUUUUGUUUUAGUGUCAUGUAAAUGGUCACUGAAAAUGUCAACGUAAGAGAUGGAAGGUGAGGACUGUUGGUCAAAAGGAAACUAUUUUCACAAAUAAAUUGUAACUCACUUUGUAAAAAAACAACCUGCUCUGUUCAUCCCCCAUAACUGUCAAACUGAUGGGCGCGGUGGUGUUUGGUGGAUGGAGUGAUUUAUCUUAAAACAACACAUCUAUAUGCAAAGAGACACUUGUAUCAUAAACUGCAUGCCACUCAGACACUCACUGGAACCCGAUGAAACCUCUGAUCUUUAUGCACCAUGUAUUUUAUGCUGAAUAACUGUUGUCACUGUUAGCAAACAAAGACGAUGGAGUCUUGCAAUGAGAGGGGUUGUGUUUUUUUUUAGCGCACACCCUGGCCUUUUAUUUUGAAUGUUUGAUAAAGUAGUGAUAAAGAGUGGAAUUACAUUGACUAACUACCCAAGUUGAGUGUGCAGACGAAUCUGCAGCAGACUCAGAGAAAAAUGCACUAAAAGUUUGUAUGUGUAUGUGUGUCUUUGAAAAAUAACGCCAGCACUUUAGAACUACUUAGAGAAAAUGAAUCAAGAGUGGACGAGGGGUUAGGAGGAGGAAACUUUUAAAGCCAUGUGUUCAGAGCGCUGACAAUCAGAAUAGGAAUGAGACCCAAAGUGCAUUAUGGGAGAUCUGACAUGACUUGCUGUGCUCUUUGCUGUCUGCUUUGUCUUUCUCCGGCUUGCUUUGGUCUGUGCUAGCUUACUUUCCAGAGUGGAGGGGACGUGGUGUUGCUAACUCCAGCCUCUUUGGUUAAAGUGUGUGUCUUUGCAACAAGGACUGAUGGACAUUUGAGUGACACCUUGGUGCUUCUGAACAGAGCUGUCCCGUUUGGACAUAUUGGACUAUAUAUUUGUUAUGCUCUGGUUGGCAUGUGCUGAACCAGGCAAUUUGGGAUGGGACAAUUUCAGUGUUGAUACUGCUCUAUGUUUCAAAAUGUUAAAAUGUUUAUGCGCCUUCUGACUCAAGCAUCAAUAAUAUAUACAACAGAAAUGCAAGUUGCCACUUUUGAUGUUGCAUAAGAAUCUACCUUUCAUUCCCGUCAUGGUAUCUACCAUCACCAGUUUCAAUUGUGUAGUCCAAGAGUAUCUGAUUUCUUUAAAUGCAAUACAGAAAAAUCUGCUUUCUAAUAAAAGUCCUGACUUCACCAAACA